UUCCCGUGGGCCUCCAAGCUUCCCAGCCAAGGGCAACCAAGCUUCUAUUGUUCGCCGGUUCGCAUAUAGAUACGGCUAUCAGGAUUGACGCAACGCGAUUGGCAGAUCUACAAUGCAGAUGCUUGCGCACCGAGAACCAGGGACACUACAGAUGGCCAACGGUAUCGCCUAGGCUUCAUGAAACAGGACAAAUACAUGCCUGUCCUAUCAGAGCGAUGGCUUCACCACUUGGGCCGUCGUCAGCAGGAAGCACGGAAUGAGUACGAGGAUGACAGCGUCAGGCUCAUGCUCAUCUACAAAAUGCCGCCGACUGCACAUUUAAAACGCUCUUCAGUAGUCCUGGCCUGAAGGGUCACUCUGCAAAGAUGCGUGUCUCAGAGUUAUUGUUACUCGGCCUCAGUAGCUUCGUAGUAGGCUCACCACUCGGCUCGCAUGUGCUCCACGAGAAGAGGGAUGCAUUGCCUGUUGCUUGGACCAAGCACUCGCGUGCUCCCAAAGACACAAUCUUGCCUGUGAGGAUCGGUCUGACACAACGCAAUCUGGAACACUCAGACCGUUACCUUGACGAUAUCUCGGACCCAGAAUCGCCAAACUUCGGAAAGCACUGGACCGCGGAGCAGGUCGCGAACACAUUUGCGCCGCAUCCAGAUACCUCAAAGACAACCCUUGAGUGGCUCCAGACUUCAGGCAUUAAUCUCAAGCGAGUCAAGCAUUCGAUCGGGCGCAAUUGGGUCGAAUUCUCAGCUACUGUUGAGGAACUCGAGGCUUUGCUGCAAACAGAGUAUCACUUCUACCAACACAAGGCGUCUGGUGGAUUCCGUAUUGCGUGCGAUGAGUACGGGCUCCCGCAAGCUAUCAAGAAGCAUGUCGACUUUGUCAUGCCCACGGUCCAACUUGAUGGUCUGCAACCCAUUGCUCAGAAGUCCGUGGCCACAGUCCAAGCUGCUGUCAAUCUCACCGGCCUCACCGGUAUCGCUAACUGCGCAACUCUGAUCACCAUCGACUGCUUGAGAGCCAUCUACAACAUUCCCGUGGGCAAGUACAACCACACUGGCAACCAGCUCGGUAUUGCGGAGUGGGCUGAUUACCUCUAUCUGCCGGAUCUCAAGACAUUCUUUGAGAACUUCACCAGCCCCAAGAUCCCAUCCGACGUGGUGCCUGAAUUCAUCUCGAUUGAUGGUGGAAAGGCUUCGAACCUUUCAUUGGCUGAGAAUGGAGAGGCUAUCGAGAGUGCUCUGGACUUCCAGACAUCGUACUCGAUCAUCUGGCCGCAGCACGCGCGCUUGUAUCAGAACGGCGAUUCCGUCAACGUCGACUCUGUUGGCACAUUCAACAUCUUCCUGGAUGCUCUGGACGCAUCGUACUGCACCUACCAGGGUGGAGACCAGCCUUACGUUGAUCCUGCCUAUCCUGACCCCAACGAUGCUCCUGGAGCCUACCUUGGUCCUCUACAAUGCGGCGGUGCUCCGGUCAGUAACGUGAUCUCGGUCUCCUACGUCCAGAUUGAGGGGGCCCUUCCUCAAUUCUAUCAGGAGCGCCAGUGUCGCGAGUGGAUGAAGCUGGCACUCCAGGGCGUGAGUGUCAUCUUCGCGUCAGGUGACUCUGGUGUAGCCAACAGGUACAACGCCGGUUACAACAACAGUUGUCUGAAUGCCGAGUUCGGCUACGUUGAUGAGAAUGGUUCGCGCUUCUCGCCGUCGUUCCCUGCCAACUGCCCUUACAUCACUUCCGUCGGCGCUACAACACUCCGUAACUCGUCCAUCUACGGUGGCGAGCAGGCUGUCGCCGGUCCAAAUGGUCCUCAGUCCUUCUACUCUGGCGGUGGUUUCUCCAGCGUCUUCCCUCGUCCGUCCUACCAGGACGAAGCCGUUUCAACGUAUCUCGAGAAGUACGCCCCCAACUAUGGCGAGGCGGUCUUCAACUCCUCCGGUCGUGCGUUCCCCGAUGUCUCCGCUCUCGGUCUCAAUCUCGCAACUGUAUAUCUCGACAAUACCUACGGCUUUGGUGGCACAUCAGCGUCCGCUCCUAUCUUCGCUAGUAUCAUCAACUUGCUGAAUGAGGAGAGGUUAGAGAAGGGCAAGAAGUCGAUCGGGUUCUUGAACCAGAUCAUCUACAAGCACCCUGAGAUGUUCAACGAUGUAACUAUUGGAAGCAACCCAGGGUGUGGUACUGAUGGUUUCCCGGCGAGCCCUGGCUGGGACCCUGUCACCGGUCAAGGGACACCUGAUUACAACAAGAUGAGGAAAGUCUUCUUGGACCUCCCCUAAGGUAUAACAAGACUGCUAUCGUUGUGGACUUGGCUUCAUUGCAAGACAUAAGUAGACAACGCAACGCUAGCUUACUAGUUCCGUGCAAAGCAGCCUGUCGAUACACGCCCCCAAUUGACACCUCCUUUCUCAAGUCCCUCCAUGCCUUUAAGUAUCUCA
Didymella exigua CBS 183.55 is the source of this 2426-nucleotide messenger RNA. RefSeq names its product subtilisin-like protein. The transcript has 4 exons. The record is from RefSeq and is a predicted model, not a curated record. Gene Ontology annotation, molecular function: tripeptidyl-peptidase activity; serine-type endopeptidase activity. The coding region runs from base 366 to 2267 and encodes 633 amino acids. Lineage: Eukaryota; Fungi; Ascomycota; Dothideomycetes; Pleosporales; Didymellaceae. Gene Ontology annotation, biological process: proteolysis.